UAGUUGCUCGGUUUCCACAAGCAGUCUGCAGCAGCCCCCAUUGCGCUUAGUAAACAGCCUACUUACUCCUACCUAGUUUUUGGGAUUGAAACUGAGAAAGCUGACAAAAUGAAGUUGGUGCACAUUGUGAAGAUGAAAGGAUUGUUUCGGAAACUCAGGCUUUCUUUGAAAAGACAGGAAGAAAUCAGCUCAAGAGAGAACAUGUCUGGAAACAGCCUGGUGUUACCCAUAGUGCUGUGGGGCCGCACUGCCCCCACACACUGCAUCUCCAGCCUCCUGGUGAUGGAUGACCUGGCCACCAUCAUCACUGGCUGCCAUGAUGGCCAAAUUUGCCUGUGGGACAUGACUGCUGACCUGGAGAUCAGUCCCCGGGGGCUGCUGUUCGGCCACACCUCCUCCAUCACGUGUCUGUCCAAGGCCAGCUCCAGCAGUGACAAGCAGUACAUUGUCAGUGCCUCAGAGAGCGGGGAGAUGUGCUUGUGGGAUGUGAGUGACGGGCGGUGUAUUGAGUUCACUAAGCUGGCCUGCGCUCACACAGGGAUUCAGUUUUACCAGUUCACCAUAGGGACCCAGCGCGAGGGACGGCUCCUCUGCAACGGCCACUACCCAGAAAUCCUUGUGGUGGACGCCACCAGCCUGGAGGUUCUGUACUCGCUGGUGUCCAAGAUCUCCCCCGACUGGAUUAGCUCCAUGAGCAUUAUUCGGUCUCAUCGCACCCAAGAGGACACCGUAGUGGCAGUGUCAGUCACUGGGAUAUUGAAAGUAUGGAUCAUCACAGCCGAUGUCAGUAGAAUGCAGGAUACGGAGCCUGUCUUUGAGGAGGAGUCUAAGCCCAUCUACUGCCAGGGUUGCCAGAGCAUCUCCUUCUGCACCUUCACUCAGCUGUCUCUGCUGGUUGUGUGCUCCAAGUACUGGAGGGUGUUCGACGCGGGCGAUUACUCCCUGCUGUGCUCCGUGCCCAGUGAGAACGACCAGGCCUGGACUGGCGGGGACUUCAUCGCCGCUGACAAAGUCAUCAUCUGGACCGAAGAUGGCUGCAGCUACAUCUACAAGCUCCCCGCCAGCUGCCUCCCGGCCAGCGAGCACUUCAGGAGCGAUGUGGGGAAGACCGCCGAGAGCUCGGUUCCCCCGCUGGUGUACAGCAUCGCCGACCGCGCGGACAAACAGGUAGAGGAGGGCGGUGAGGGUGCGGACACGGUGUGCGUGUGGCCGGAGCGCUACCCUGACCACGAGAACGCUCCAGCACCACAGCUGCUAUUCCGCCACCGGCCUCUAGAGGCACCACUGCUAAUCUGUCCCCCGGUCACCCGGUUCUUCUACGGUCGACGGGAGCCCUUCCACAAGCUUCUGGUGCAGGGUGACUCAGGGGGGCGUCUGUCCCUGUGGAGCAUCCCAGACACCUCACCCUUACAGCCGCUGUCCUCCACCGCAGAGCUCCAGGUGUCCUCCAGCAUCAGCCUGCAGGAGGCCUUCGACAAGCUGCAGCCCCAGCCGGCGGGCAUCAUCGACCAGCUGAGCGUGCUGCCGGGCUCGGAGCUGCCCAUCAAGGUGACGGCCAGCGUCUACAUCCCCUCGCAGGGCCGGCUGGUGUGCGGCCGCGAGGACGGCAGCAUCGUGCUGGUGCCCGCCACCCAGACCGCCAUCGUGCAGCUCCUGCAGGGGGAGCACAUGCUGCGGAGAGGCUGGCCUCCGCACCGCACACUGAGGGGGCAUCGUAACAAGGUGACCUGCCUGCUGUACCCCCACCAGGUGUCCCCGCGCUACGACCAGCGCUCCCUGGUGUCCGGAGGCGUGGACUUCUCCGUCAUCGUGUGGGACAUCUUCACCGGCGAGAUGAAGCACAUCUUCUGCGUCCACGGCGGGGAGAUCACCCAGCUGCUGGUGCCCCCGGAGAACUGCAGCACGCGGGUGCAGCACUGCGUGUGCUCGGUGGCGAGCGACCACUCGGUGGGGCUGCUGAGUCUGCGGGAGAGGAAGUGCAUCAUGCUGGCGUCGCGCCACCUCUUCCCCAUCCAGGUCAUCAAAUGGCGCCCCUGCGACGACUACCUGGUGGUGGGCUGCUCCGACGGCUCAGUCUAUGUGUGGCAGAUGGACACAGGGGCCCUGGACCGCUGUGUGAUGGGCAUCACGGCGGUGGAGAUCCUGAACGCCUGCGACGAGGCGGUCCCCGCCGCCGUGGACUCGCUCAGCCACCCGGCGGUGAACCUCAAGCAGGCCAUGACCCGCCGCAGCCUGGCCGCGCUCAAGAACAUGGCGCAACACAAGCUGCAGACGCUGGCCACCAACCUGCUGGCGUCCGACAACGCCGACAAGGGGAACCUGCCCAAAUACUCCCACAAUUCCCUGGUGGUGCAGGCGAUGAAGACCAACCUGACGGACCCGGACAUGCACGUGCUCUUCUUCGACGUAGAGGCGGUGAUCAUCCAGCUGCUGACGGAGGAGGCGCAGAGGCCCAACCCCACGCUGGUGUCCCCCGAAACCCUUCAGAAGUCCCAGGGCAGCGCCGACAAGGGCGGCUCCUUCCUGGCCGGCAAGCUCUUCAAGCAGGUGAAGGAGACCAUCAAGGAGAACAUCAAGGAGCACCUGCUGGAUGACGAUGAGGAGGAGGAGGAGGAGCAGCGGAGGCGCGAGGAGAAGUCCAAGUCUCUGAGCCUGCUGGAGUACAACCUGACCAUGGACACGGCCAAGCUCUUCAUGUCCUGCCUGCACGCGUGGGGCCUGAACGCACCGCUGGACGAGGUGUGCCUGACCCGGCUGGGCAUGCUCAAACCGCACUGCCCCAUCUCCUUCGGCCUGCUGUCCCGGGGCGGCCACAUGUCCCUCAUGCUGCCCACCUUCAAGGAGUCCAUGUUCCGCUUGAUGGCCGCCGGCGGGCGCAAGAUGUCCGCCUCCGAGAUCGUGGGCAAGGGCACCUACGGCGUGUCGCGCGCCGUCACCACCCAGCACCUGCUGUCCGUCAUCUCCCUGGCCAACACCCUCAUGGGCAUGACCAACGCCACCUUCGUGGGAGAGCACAUGAAGAAGGCCCCCGCCAGGCCUCCGAGACCAGGCACCCCCGAGAUUGCCAAAAAGAUCCCCCCACAGGUUUCCAACCCAGCCAUGCAAGGACAGAUCAAACAAGCUGCUGCUGCUGCUACCACUUCCACUACUGCCACACCUGGCUCUGGGGCCAUUUACUCAGGCCCUGCUUUCCAUACCUGUCCCUCAGUCAACGAAGGUUGGAGCCAGCUGGCGGCCAUGCACUGCGUCAUGCUCCCAGACCUGCUGGGCCUGGACAAGUUCCGCCCGCCCCUGCUGGAGAUGCUGGCCCGGAGGUGGCAGGACCGCUGCCUGGAGGUGAGAGAGGCGGCUCAGGCCCUGCUGCUGGCCGAGCUGCGCAGGAUCGGGCAGUCGGGCAGGAAGGACACCAUCGACCUGUGGGCCCCUUACCUGCCGCAGUACGUGGACAGCGUCAGCUCCCCCGGAGCAUCCGCCGAGGUGGCGCAGCCUGCCCCUCCCCCGCCUGAACCCCAGCCUGUGGAGCCCAAGGCCCCGGAAGAGGAGAUGGACGUCACCGAUGAUGACAUCACUGCGGGAUGUCUGUCCAACCUGCCGCCCAACGCCAAGAAGAUCUCCAACUCCUACGAGGAGCGGCGCAAGCAGGCCACCGCCAUCGUGCUGCUGGGGGUCAUCGGCGCUGAGUUCGGGGCUGAGAUCGAGCCCCCGAAGCUGCCGUCCCGCGCCCGCGCCUCCGCCCAGGCCCCCGACGGCUUCGGGCUCACCACCGGGGGGUCCAACUACUCCCUGGCCAGACACACCUGCAAGGCGCUGACCUUCCUGCUCCUGCAGCCCCCCAGCCCCAAGCUGCCCCCCCACAGCACCAUCCGCCGCACCGCCAUCGACCUGAUUGGGCGGGGCUUCACCGUGUGGGAGCCGUACAUGGACGUGUCGGCCGUGCUGAUGGGCCUGCUGGAGCUGUGCGCCGACGCCGAGAAGCAGCUGUCAAACAUCACAAUGGGGCUGCCCCUCAACCCCGCCGCGGACUCGGCACGCUCUGCCCGGCACGCUCUCUCGCUCAUCGCCACGGCCAGACCACCGGCUUUCAUAACGACCAUCGCCAGGGAGGUGCACAGACACACAGCCCUGCAGGCUAACACACAGUCCCAGCAGAACGUGCACACCACCACGCUGGCCCGAGCCAAGGCCGAGAUCCUGCGCGUCAUCGAGAUCCUCAUCGAGAAGAUGCCCGGCGACGUGGUGGACCUGCUGGUGGAGGUGAUGGACAUCAUCAUGUACUGCAUGGAGGGAUCUCUGGUGAAGAAGAAAGGCCUGCAGGAAUGCUUCCCUGCCAUCUGCAGGUUCUACAUGGUGAGCUACUGUGACCGCAGUCAUAGGAUUGCUGUGGGGGCGCGCCAGGGAUCGGUUGCUCUCUACGAUGUCCGUACUGGGAAGUGCCAGAACAUCCACGGACACAAGGGUCCGAUAACCGCGGUGUCCUUCGCUCCUGACGGGCGGUACCUGGCCACCUACUCCAACGCAGACAGCCACAUCUCCUUCUGGCAGAUGAACACCUCGUUGCUAGGCAGCAUCGGCAUGCUGAACUCCGCCCCCCAGCUGCGCUGCAUGAAGACCUACCAGGUGCCCCCGGUGCAGCCAGCCUCGCCCGGCUCCCAGAACGCCCUCAAACUGGCCCGCCUCAUCUGGACCUCCAACCGCAACGUCAUCCUCAUGGCCCACGACGGCAAGGAGCACCGCUUCAUGGUCUGAGGGACCCCCCCCCCUCACUCCGCCGUUACCGCCCAUUCCACUAGCAACCCGAGGCUGUGCAGCGUUUACACUGUUUUUCUGUUUACAUUCUGUUCUCUCCCUUGUACUGAUUUUAAUUUAAGUUUUGCUCUUAUUUAAAGACUUCGUGCUUUCAUGCAAAUAUCUGGGUGACUUGUAUUGAUUUCACUUUGCACCCAGAAAUACCGUGUGUGUGUAUAUUUGAAGUCAUUUGUCGGUGUGUUACUUGUAGGAUAUGUUUCUAUUCAUCCUUCAGUAAAAAAGGUUUAUAGGACAGGUCCAGUUACAGGAUUGUAUAGGAAUAGUUGCAUUUAGGGUGGCCUGGGUAUUCUGGGUGUGUCACCCCAAAACAUUUUUCCACCCCUGAGGAGAAUGCAAAGAAAAGAUUUUAUAUCUAUACAUAAUCACCCAGUGGUCCUAUUAAAAAAUCAUAUCAUAUCGUAAGGGAUAUUAUCAAGAAUGCUUUAUGUUGUAGCUCGUACUUAUUCUGUGCUAUGUUUGUCUGUUUGUUUUUCAUUGGCUAUGGAAUAGAAUGAAGUAAUAGAAGAAGAGGUACUGUAAAUGUGUUCAUCACCCCCACACCCCCCCCCUCACCCCCCAUAGCCCUAGAGAAGCCAAAACUCACCUAAACGAAGGCUGUAGACUUUACUCAACAGAGAUCUUUCACGUGUCUGUCCAUUGUAGACGGUAGCGCAGAAAGUAAACACAGAGCUGUAUUUUAAUGUAUGAUCUUCAGAGAGGCUGGUGAAGCUGAACCUGAAGCUGGGGUGUCCUGAGACUGAAGCUCAGCGGCUCGGGCAGCUGACAGACGCUCUUUGAGCUGUCACCAGCGCCCGUCUCGCCGCCCCCCCCCCCCCCUUCGCCCAGCCCCUGUCAUCAGCACAGACAGAGUAUAAAAACAUCCAACACUGGAGCACGCCUGCACACUGAAGCAUAUCAAGGCUUUUCACAGCUCUGCUGGAUAAAAAAGAAAAAAAACACAUUUUGCGAAUCUUGUCAAGCAGCAUUCAAUGCCUUCGCUUCCUUGUCAAGGAGCCUCGAAAAUAUCUCUAUCUUUUUACACCGUUCACUGUUCCAGGUUCAGAGAAAAAGGAAAGGUUAUGGGUAGAGUAUAGCAGAGAGAGUGAGAAAGAGAGAAUGAGAGGCUAUCGGCAGCAUCUACCAUUCCCCUAUUGUGAUUUUGUAAGUAUUUUAAACAAAAGUAUUAAUGGAAUAUAUAUUUAAAGACAGUCUGCUAUCGUUUAAAAUCAGUGGGUCGGGACGAGUAGCAUGUUCACUGAGGUUUUCCGCGACUGAAACACUUUCAUGUGAGGGUCCGGCUCUGGCCAGUGGCUUCCCUCCCUAUGCAGAGAGGGUUUCCUGCUGGAGGAAGGCUGAUCUUAGCAGGGGCAGAGCUCAGUCUCUCUGGCAGAUGCUGGUAACGCACUGGGAGCAGGCCAGACUGACUCGAGCGCUGCGCGUUCUCCUUGUGGCGGAGAGAAUCAUUAAGAUUCCCAUUAGCUUUACUGGCUGGCUCUUUAUUUAAUUUGCCCGGUCUCUGGGAGUGGCUGGGGGGCUGGGCCCGCUGGAGCUCGGGGCCUGCCAGUGUUUCCGCUCACAGAGCUGCGGACAUCGCUGCUGUUUCGGGGGGGGGGCGGGGGGGACAGGCCUGUUUCCACACGGACAGCCAUUCACUUGAGUGGAUUGUUUUCUGAAUUGGCCCGAGGAGAAAAGCAGGAAGAGCGGCGGACGGGUUGAGGGUGGGGAGAAGUGUCGCUGCUCGCAGUGCGCAGACUGCUCUCAACAGCUCCUCACGGGCUCUGGAGAAAGAGAAACGGCUGUAACUGAAUCCUCUGGGCAAAAAAAAAAAUCUCAUAUUCAUCUCAAGUCCCAUGGUGCACCACUCUCCUGUGAUCUGAAAUUCACUCAGUCCAAUCUAGAAACUGUGUCUGUUAUUUCUAUAGGAUAUCUGAAUAUCAGUAAGCAUAAUUAUAACAAUAGAUGAAUAAAUAUUAGAUAAUGAGUAACCGUACAGUUUACCUGCUAUAUUUGUUUAGUUUUUUUCUGUGGAAAUAAGGAAAUCCAGCACAGUGACAGCAUCGUGGGUCUAAAGAGGUACACCAGUGGAUUGUUUAAUAUGUUGUAUAAUGUGUAUGCAAUGUCACUUUGAUGACUGAGACUAAUCCCAAAGGGCAUUUCACCAAGAGCCGAAACCCCUCCCACAACAGCUGAUGACAUCAUUGGAACUUGAGGUACUGCUCUAAGUCUGUGGGAAGAGACGGGAAGGUAUUGGCAAAAUGAUUUUUUUUUUUUGCCACGUUAGUCUCUGAUCACUUAAAGACAACAGACAGCUUGUAAAUAUUCUUUGCCAGAGCGUAUAGACGUGCUUCGUCAAUUGUUAAGAUUUUUUGCUUUGAAUUUUUUUUUCUGCCAAUAGCUCCUACUGAACACUUCAGGGCCAUCCAUAGUUCCAGUGUAGCUCCAUCAGGACGAUUAGCCUAUGAGCUCACGGCUCUCUUAAAAGCUUUGUUCUCAAUCAUCAAGGUGAAUUCUGAUGUUUACAAUAUAUGAAAUGAUACUUUUUUUGACUGUAGUGUUCCAUUAAGGAUUUAUUUCUCAGUUCUAACCUCUUCCUACAUUACUGUGAAUAAAUCCUGUGUCAGCGCUUGCCAUUGUGCUGCAUUAUGUUCUAUAUUUCCAGCCCCCCCCCCCCCACCCCCCACUGCCGUUGGCCAGUGCUUCCUGUUCUCCUGCCCCUCCCCCAACUGCUCAUGGCCCCUCCUCUAACUGUUUUCUAAUGACCCCUUCUCUAACUGUCAUUCAGGGUCCACCUCAAGGCCAUAUUUACCGCUGAGGUCUGACGCAUUCUAAACAUUUAGGAGUCAGCCCUGCUCUAGCCCGGUUACAUGUGGACUGAGGGAAUGGUGGAGUCCUGACUGGAUCUAUACCAGAAUGCAAUUAUACUGGCUACUUUCAUUCUUACUCUGUGGUUCAGACAUCUCUUUCCCUCCGCCUUCCCACCUACCUUACAUCACUGCCUUCUGCUGCCGUUACCCUGAUAAUCACAAGACAGAAGGAAUUGUGGGAUACAUGCUGGGCAGAGCUUAGCCUCGCAUUUAAGACUGUGGAAAAGAUCUUACAUUUUGGGGGAAAAAAAAUCUUAAUGAAAAUUUGUUUGCCCCCAUAGCAAGCUUUUAUUGGAUCCAUCUUGACCAAUUCUUGGCUUGCGUUCAGUGUAACUGAAUGGCAUGUUUCAGAAAUUACAAAUAGGCUUUUUUUAACACGUGUGGUGCAAAAUAUACUUGGAUCUUAAACCUAAUUUAAAAUUAAAUUAACAAAAUUGUUUUGCAUUACUUUUACAAAUGCUAACAGCAUAAAUAUUUCUGAGGUUGAACAUUUAAAUCAUCUCCCUGAAGUGCAUUGUUAUUUGAUUACUCUCAUUUCCAUUCUGAACCUGCGUUUCUCACUGCCGGGUUUUAAUCGCUGGAGAUCUUUGUGCGCUCUCAUUUCUGGGCCCAGUUCCGCACAUUCCUGUGGCUCGUCUUGCUUUGCAUGAACGGAUGGAUGGAUGAAUGUCGUCACCCCGUGAUGGAGAAACCCGAACGUUCUGAUUCCCCCGGCGCCGCCACGUCCUCAGCCCCUCUUUUUCUCUUAUCUUUCUCUUUUUCGCUCCCUCGUUCGCUCCGUGCUGCAGUACAGCUCGCAUCAGUGCGACGACUUGAGCUUUUAGUGUUUUAUUGAUUCGUCACCGCUGUAUUUGAAACUGCCCUUCUUGUAAAUGUAGAUACAUAAAAUGACUUCAUUGUCAAUUUAUUUGUAGAAGACUCGACAUUAUCUAGUAACGCUAGUGAGAUGAUCUGCUAUUGUCGCCGUGGAAGGUACUCUGUGUUAUACUUGAAAGCCGUGCGUGACUGUGUAUUUCCGUGCAACCACUUACUUAAUAUAUUGAACUUGUACUGUAAAGGCUGUGUUUCAAAAAUCUAUUGUGUGUAUGACUCUACGUUCAAUAAACAUGAGAUGUCCAAUAAGA
Molecule: messenger RNA, 8773 nt
Organism: Anguilla anguilla (European eel)
Lineage: Eukaryota; Metazoa; Chordata; Actinopteri; Anguilliformes; Anguillidae
Product: WD repeat-containing protein 7
Exons: 29
Coding region: 109-4746 (1545 amino acids)
Cellular component (GO): cytoplasm
Molecular function (GO): protein binding
Source: RefSeq, a predicted model, not a curated record